Teleopsis dalmanni is the source of this 1033-nucleotide messenger RNA. RefSeq names its product trypsin-like. The record is from RefSeq and is a predicted model, not a curated record. Gene Ontology annotation, biological process: proteolysis. NCBI's taxonomy places the organism in Eukaryota, Metazoa, Arthropoda, Insecta, Diptera, Diopsidae. Bases 104 to 946 code for a protein of 280 amino acids. The transcript has a single exon. Gene Ontology annotation, molecular function: serine-type endopeptidase activity.
UUUUUUUACGUAGUAUAAUAUAAAAUUAUCAGUAUUUACGAAAAUAAAAUUAAUAUUUAUAUUGCGAUAUUUGGAUAAUUGCUCAAGUUAGUAAUCAUUCAUCAUGCCUUACAGACCGGAACUAAAAUCGACAAAACAGAGAGCAUUUUUGUUGCUGCUAAAACUCGCCUGGUUCUUAACUUGCGGUUGCUACUGCAUAAGUUGUGUCGAUGCAGCCACAGAAAUAUCGGGACGCGUUGUUGGUGGCACCGCUGCAGCGACGAACGCAGCUCCAUAUAUAGUUUCGCUACAGCAAAAUAGCGUACAUUACUGCGCUGGAAGUAUAUUGAAUGUAAAUUGGGUUGUGACUGCAGCGCAUUGCCUUACUUCCAAAUCACAAGUGCUUAGCAGCACCCUUGUGGCGGGCAGUAACAAUGUUGGCGGAACAGCCAGCACUACACAGAAGCGUGCCAUUAGUUCAUAUGUUAUAAAUGAUUUGUAUACCGGAGGCACUGCACCUUAUGAUAUAGGUUUGGUUUAUACUUCGACAGCAUUUACGUUUGGAUUUGCAGUUGCUGCUAUUUCGCUGCCAGCCAGUGGAUCUACACCUACUGGUAGUGCCAAUUUAUAUGGCUGGGGCAGUACUUCCACUACAUCGGUACCAUCAUAUCCAACGCAACUACAAGUAGCUGCCAAUAUACCCAUUAUAUCAUUGUCAUCUUGUGAAAGUGCUCUGGGUGCUAAAGGCACUGAUGUUCAUAGCACAAAUAUUUGCACUGGACCAUUAACCGGUGGUAUCGGUAUUUGUACCUCUGACUCAGGUGGACCACUUGUCCAGAACAACGUGCUGAUUGGUAUUGUUUCGUGGGGCAAGUUACCAUGCGGUCAAGCCAAUUCGCCGUCGGUUUAUGUAAAAGUGUCUUCAUUUGUAGCAUGGAUAUCACAAAACCAAGUGAUCGCUGGUUAAAUGGAACAGAAUUCUGUUUACAGAUUAAAAAUUAUAAGGUUUAAAAAUCAAUAAAAAUAUCAAGUUAAUUACUACAUUUUAUUAAAA